AUGACCCUGACCCGCAUCCGAGAGGGAGGUCUGUUAGGAUCAAGACAAUACGGAACAACGCCAACAACAACAACAGCAAAGACAACGACAACAUCAUCAUCUGCGAACCCAGCGAACGCCACAAGAUGCGGCUGCAUUUGCCGAGUUUCGACGAAUUACCUCCCGUCGAGGGCAUGCCUCAGGGUUGUGCGUGGGGGGGUUUUCGAUCAUGAUGGCGAGAAGGACGUCUUUGGUACCUUGAAUAUCUUGAAUCCUGAUGUGGUCAAGGCUGCGGCGCAGGAGGUACAGGAUGGAAUUUCCAUUUCGCUGAAUUGGCCCAUCGGGAGCAUCAAGAUCCCUGGCUUUUUCAGGAAGAGUCUCACACACAAGGUCAUGAAACUGGAAGAUCCUUCGGCUAAUUUGCAUUAUGGCUUCGAUGAUGAGGUCGAAUUCAAUACCCAAGCAAGCAGCCAGUGGGACAGUCUUUGCCACUUCAUGCACCUGCCAUCAGGAAAAGCAUACAACGGAGUCACCCCAACAAUCGCCAGGAUGGAAGAUCCCACCGCCGCGACCCAAAAACUACCCACCCUUGACAGCAAGUCCAACCCCAUACCACACAACACAACCAUUUCUAACAUCGACCCAGACUGGCACAAACGCGGCUGCAUAACCGGAAGAGGCGUCUUAAUCGACUUCAAAUCCUACGCCGAAAAAAAGGGAAUCACAUACUCCCCCUUCACAGGCUUCCGAAUCAGCCCAUCCGACAUCGAAGCAGUAGCCGCUUACCAAGGCCUAUCCUUCAAAGAAGGUGAUAUCCUAAUCAUCCGAUUCGGCGUCACAGAAGCACUAGGAAACAUGACGGGCGAAGAACAAGCAGCAGCCAUGGCAAGUUACAGCGUAUGUGGUAUCGAGGGAACAAUUGAGAUGGCACGUUGGCUUUGGAAUCAUCACUUUGCCGCUAUUGCCAGCGACAAUAUCGCGGUUGAAGCUAUGCCGCCUAUGGAAGGUGAGGAGGUUCUUCCUCUCACGAGUCUGGUGCUGCAUCAGUGGUGUCUUGGGCUUUUCGGGAUGCCGUUGGGUGAGUUGUGGGAUUUGAAGGCGUUGGCGGAUGUGUGCGAGGAGAAGAAGAGAUAUUCGUUUCUCCUUACGUCUGCUCCUCUGAAUGUGCCUGGUGCUGUUGGGAGUCCCCCGAAUGCGAUUGCUAUUCUGUGA
Messenger RNA from Penicillium cosmopolitanum, 1191 nucleotides. RefSeq lists its product as uncharacterized. The record is from RefSeq and is a predicted model, not a curated record. The transcript has 6 exons. Lineage: Eukaryota; Fungi; Ascomycota; Eurotiomycetes; Eurotiales; Aspergillaceae. Gene Ontology annotation, molecular function: arylformamidase activity. The coding region runs from base 1 to 1191 and encodes 396 amino acids.